This is a messenger RNA of Saccharomyces cerevisiae S288C, 372 nucleotides long. RefSeq names its product alpha-ketoglutarate dehydrogenase subunit KGD4 (gene KGD4). Gene Ontology annotation, biological process: 2-oxoglutarate metabolic process. Gene Ontology annotation, cellular component: mitochondrion. Lineage: Eukaryota; Fungi; Ascomycota; Saccharomycetes; Saccharomycetales; Saccharomycetaceae. The record is from RefSeq and is marked reviewed. Bases 1 to 372 code for a protein of 123 amino acids. The transcript has a single exon.
AUGAUUGCUACACCUAUAAGAUUAGCAAAGAGUGCAUAUGAGCCGAUGAUAAAAUUCGUCGGUACAAGGCAUCCCUUAGUGAAGCAUGCAACUGAGGUCGUUGUUCAUCCUUGCGCUACCAACGGAAUGUUACCUGGCAGCAAAGAGUGUAUUCCAGUGAGUAAAUUCAUGGAAAAUUAUAAACCAUUCCGUGUAGUGCCAAUAAAGCAUAGCGCUAAUGCUGGUCUCAGCUCGUCAAAGACCUCUGUAUUCGUUAACAGGCCAUUGCAAAAAGAUGAGCUUGCUUCCAUUUUCGAGCUACCUGCUAGGUUUCGGUACAAACCUAUUAACGAGCAUGAAUUGGAGAGCAUAAAUAGCGGUGGUGCAUGGUGA